Messenger RNA from Linum tenue, 3217 nucleotides. The record is from the annotation of a GenBank genome assembly. NCBI's taxonomy places the organism in Eukaryota, Viridiplantae, Streptophyta, Magnoliopsida, Malpighiales, Linaceae.
CAAAAACGAAAAUUAGAGGAAAAUUCCGGCUUUCUUACUGUACUGUGCACAAGGAAGAUCUCUCCACCCUCGCCGGUUUCGAGUUGCGCCGAUCGGAAGUUUUGUCAAUCUCGUUUCAUUUUUCUCUAGCGUUUACCAUAAUUCGUCGAAAAUUCAUCUGUCUGCUUCGUCAGCCUAAACCUAAGCAUUUUCUGCGUGGUCUUGUGGAGCAGAAAUGGUUUCUGCACCCAAGGACUUUCAAGGUGCAGCUUGAAAUCCUUUGAGUUGGAGAUUCAAGUUGCUGUACUUAUAUAUCUUUAGACAUUGUUACGUUUCAUGCCUUUGGUAUGGAGAUGGAGCCAUUGGUAUCUUUGGGCUAUGGUGCGCCCCUUCAUACAGAGACUUCAGUUCAGGAUCAGAAUCCUUGUGUUCUGACAUCUACUCCGGAUCCCAUGGAACCACAACAGCCUGUGAAAAAGCAAACUAGGCAAUGGGCUGCUUGGACACGUCAAGAGGAGGAAAGCUUCUUUACUGCACUGCGACAAGUUGGAAAGAACUUUGAGAAGAUCACUCAUCGUGUUCAGACUAAGAAUAAAGAUCAGGUCCGGCAUUAUUACUAUCGUUUGGUGAGGCGUAUGAACAAGUUGCUGGGUCCUGGAUUAUGUCUGGAUGCAAAAGAUUCUAAAGAUACCAAUGCUGCAAUGCUUCGAUGGUGGGCAUUAUUGGAGAAAUACAGCUGCAAAGCUUCAAAACUUCAUCUGAAGCCACGAAGAUUCAAGAUAUUCUUGGAGGCCUUGGAGAACCAACUGAUAAAAGACCGAAAGAAGAAUGUUAGGAAACGCCCUUUGCAGGGGGAAACUGGUUCUCCAACGGGCAUCAGCACUGUUGCAAAUCAGAAUAAAGCAUCAACUCAAGAUAGUCGGGCUGUUAAGCUGGUUCUCGUAGAUGGUCAAAGUAUACAAAAGUUAGGAUCAAGUAAAGGACCAUUAAAGCGCAAUGUUAAUGUGGGUGUUGUCCGACAUACAAAUAAAGGAGGAGACUCAGGUAUAAUGAAACCUCCGCGGCAAAGACGAAAACCAGGUGUGACCACAUCAGCUGCAUACCAAAAGUGGGAGAGGGCUGCAAUUGCGGGGGUUUCUUUGGUUGCCGAUGCUGCUGAACAUUUGGAGAUGACAGAAAUUGAUAAGGAUGUGGAUGAUGGCCAGGUAGUUCAAGCACAAAAGGGUCUGGAACUUGUUGAUAAAGCUUUGGUCCCUCUUCCAGCUUCUUCACAUCUCCAGAAUGUAGACAACAACACCUACAGUAGUACUAAGCUUAAGCUUCAGUUCUUCCCAAUCGAUGAUACUACUCGAAGAGCCAUGGAAUUGGAUAAGCGUAAUCCUUACCUAGAGCUCACUCUCAGUGCCCGCAAGAAAAUAUCAUCUGUAUUGGAACAUCUGAACCGGAAAUGGGGCGAUUCCUGUGUGGCAUUGGGAGAGCUAAUGCUUUUCCCCUAUGCUGCUAACAUAGAUAACCUUUUGGGUGAUCAGAGAUGGACUCAACAUUCUACUGUCAGUGCAGCCGAUGUAUAUAAUUCACUUGGCAGGCCACCAGUAUUUCGUUUGAGAUAUGGUUGGUUUUCUGAUUCCGGAGGUGCUGCUGCACUGUUGCAAGCACAUUCAAAAUUAACAAAUGAUGAAGUUCAGAAACUUAUGGAUGUCCGCAAGGAUCCUCUAGCCGUAGUGAAUGGAAAUUCUGCCAGAGAAUCCCCUCCGAUGGAGAUACCAAGUGACAUUAAUGGGUAUGUUUCCCAGGGGCCCAAGUGUAAUUCGUCGAUUCCUCCUGAAAAUAACUUAUUAUGUUCAAGGAAGGGCACUGAUGAAGCAACUAAUAUGAAACAAAUGGAAGAUGGGAAUGUGCUGGGACUGACCAAUAGCACCACAUUAUCUGCUGGAGAAUGGGCUGAUAGCCUCACAAACAUCAGUGUUGGAGACCUCCUCUCCGAUGUGCCUAACGAUUGUAAUACCAGCAACAUUGUGCUGCCUAUGGCUCAAAAUGAUCAAUGUCUUCAGCAGAUCCCCUUUAGUUGUGAUUCAUUCGAUGCUGCUAUUGCUGCCCACAUAUCGAAACAUCAAGACAAGUUGGGGUUUCUACCCCCAGUCCAGUCACAAACGUCAUCAAUCUGGGAUGCUGAUGAAACAUGUGAUGCCUUCUCCUUUCAAAGGAGUCGCAUUCUUUGUCAAGAAGUUCCUACAACGUCCAGUUCGUCUCCCCGUGCAGCUGGUGAACAGGAGGUGCAUAAUAAGGAACGACUAAUCGAUUACUCUGGUGAUGGAGAUCCCAUGGACGAAGGUCCAUGUGAACCAGAAGUAAUGGAUACCUUGGGAAAAGAUUUCAGUGCACUCGCAGACAUCUAUUGGCCCGACUCACUGGGGCCUUUAGAUCUGGACACACCGUCAUGUAAAUACCAUAGUGAAGAUAUAAUACUCGGCGACAGCCUUGGUGGGUUGAAUCGUCUGAUAGCGAGCAGCUUGGAUGCUUUUCAAAGUUGUUCCUUCUUAGGGCUGGAAAAGAAAGAUUCAGCAUCGACAUUAGAAGCACGAGACAGUAGCUCAUUUUCAGAUUUUAAAGUUGGUGGUGGGGUAUGAAGCUCCUUUCUUUUGAGACAUUACCAUGCUAUGAGGAAAAAGUAUGACAGCAAGCAUGCUGAAGAUGAAAUGAUGAUGACGAAGAUGGAACUUGGUUUAUAUACAUAUAACGGGGACUGAUGUUUUUGAAUUAGUUGACUGGAAGAGUGUGCUGAAGGAAUGAUGAUAUAUGGCCAAGAUAAAGAAAAAGUGACAACUUGCUGCCCCUAGCUUCUUCUCAAUCUUCUGCCUUUGUACAAAUGCAAAAAGAACCGAAACUGACUUGCAAUAUAUGCUUGCAGUGCGCAAGGUUUCUUGUACUAUUACUUAUGUUUUCUGUAAAUUUGCCUCCCCAACCCACCAACUGUUUAUGAGUAAACGUCCUAGUAGCCCGCCCCAUCUGGUAGGAGAGAUGUGUUUCCUUGGUGGUGCUAUAUCUAAUCUUCAUGUAUUGGAGUCGGAAUCGAAAAGAAAGAGAGACAUCUCCACAUGACCGAGUAUGUUGAUCUUCCUCUCAUUUAUAUAAUUUGAACAAAAAUAAAUGUAAGUCGUAAGAGGAAUAUUGUGUGAUUUCUGCCAUGAUCAGGGCAGUCCAGAAAGUUCAAACCCCCUUUUCUCAGUUGUCAGUUCAG